AGAGAAAAUAUUCGUCAGGUUUCACCGUCGGCUUCGGUCAGUGGUCAGCAAAGUGCCCGGAGUUUCAGCCGCAAAACACGCGAAGUAAAACUAAAUCUUUUUUAAAAAUAUUGCAAAGUUUUCAUGUUAGAAUUUCCCAAAAUGAGGACGUGUGAAUUGAGCCUUAUUAAAUAUCUUCUGUUUGGAUUUAAUUUGUUGUUCGCGAUUUCAGGUAUCGGCAUUAUUAUAGCAGGAGCUUUGGUCCUGUCCGAUAUCGGCGAAUUCCGACAUUUUAUGGAAGGACGCCUUUUAGCACCGCCUGUAGUUCUGAUUGUAGCAGGAUGUAUUGUCUUCCUUGUAGCAUCAUUAGGUUGUUAUGGAGCCAUCAGGGAGUCAUACACUAUGCUUAUGGGUUUUGCAGCAUGUUUACUAAUAAUAUUCAUCAUAGAACUAGCUGUGGGCAUAGCAGCAGCUGUCUAUAAAAAUGAAGUACACAAAGGGCUGAAGCAACUCAUGAGGAAUUCUUUGGAUAAAUAUUUGACAAGUGAUUCUGAUAAGAUUGCUUGGGAUAAUUUACAAACAAAACUUCAAUGUUGUGGUGUCGAUCGUUCGACGGACUGGGAUGAUAAUCGUCCACCAUCUUGUUGUCACCCAACAAGAGAAGGAGCUGAAGACCCGUCUCCGAAACACUGCAAAGAUGCUAGACCUGGAGACGAAAGUUUGUAUUCAACAGGAUGUUUUGAAAUGAUCGAAAUGAAAGCGGAGAAUGCUUCUAAGGUUCUGAUUGGGGUUGGAAUUGGAAUUGCUUUCAUCGAGCUCAUUGGAAUUGUGUUAGCUUGUUGGAUGGCAUCUGCGAUUAAAAAACGAAGCUAAACUAUUAGAAAUGGAUCUUUGUCAUAAACUAUUUUGAAAUUUAUUUUUUAGUACAUACCAACCACAUUUUCUAGAUAUAUAUGUAGGUACCUAACCUCAGUUUAUUAAUUAUUGAAUUUCGGUAUGGAAAAAGUAGUGAAAAAUAAAUAGAUAUAUGCACUGAUUUAGAAUGUACUUAUAUUAUAUUAUUAUAUUAUAUCUAUAAAUACCUAUAAAUGAAAAUUUAUUGUGAAUUCUAAUUUUGUUGUUAGCUGAAUAAGUUAUACUUUAAAAGAAGUAAUUUAACUGUAUUAAUGAGGAUAAUAAAAUUACCUAUAGCUAAUUCAGUAGACUUUGAAGAGAGAGCACAGGCUUGGUCAGGAAAAUAUAGCGGCCUUUUUAAAGCUGAAAUGAAUAUUCCAUUAGGUAGGUACAUAAUAAAUACAAAAAUGAGCGGUGUCAUUAUCAAAAUAUGUAUAAGAAAGUUAACAGUAUUUUGCUGAUAAAUAAAUAAAAAACAUCACAUUUCGAUCUCACCCUUUUAUAGGUAAGUACUGGAAAAGUAUGCGAAAGGCGGUAUGGAGCAUUGAAACUAGGUAUUUAAAGCGAGCUGUGCAAUUAAGUAAAAACAUAGCUAGGCUAUAACUGUAAUUGAGGGGUGUUGGUCUGUAGGCAAUAAUAAAUCUUUG
Molecule: messenger RNA, 1520 nt
Organism: Ceutorhynchus assimilis (cabbage seed weevil)
Lineage: Eukaryota; Metazoa; Arthropoda; Insecta; Coleoptera; Curculionidae
Source: the annotation of a GenBank genome assembly